GGCCCUCUUCCCACUCUCCCCCUGCCCGGGCUCCGCGCUGAGCUCCGCGGCGGCGGAGGCCGGUCUCCCGGCACGCGCGGAGCUGGGGGACCCAAGGGCUGCGAGCGGCGCGGAUGGGCGGGGACCUGAGCCUGAGUGGCUGGCGGGGAGGGGGAACGGCGGGGGCGGAGGCCCCCUCCCGGCGGCGCUGAGGCUGUAGCGGCGAGAGGCCGGGAGGGGAGGGGAGAGUGACAGGCAGCGAGGAGAGGAGCCAAUGUAUAUAAGGAAGGCUCCCGGGCGCGCAGGUUUCAGUAGCGGCGCUGAGCGCGGCUGGGAUCCCGAGGCCGGGAGCGGCAGCAGCUCCCUCCGCCUCCGUGCAGCGCGCCCGGGCACCCGCCGGCCUGCAGCCCCGGGAUCAGCCGGAGGACACCUCCUCAGCGCGGCCGCCGCCCCGCCGCCCUCACCUGGAUUACCUCCCGCGGCGAUCUGAGCGGACCUAGCGGGGAGCCGCGGCGGCUGGGAGCCUCGGAGCGGAGCCUGGCUUCUCAGAGACUCCUCCGCGGGGGGACGCACGGGGAGGCGGCGUCCCGGACCGAGCCAGCUUCAGGGCGGGCGGGCGGAGAGAGCGACGCCCCGGGGAAUGGCAGCCGCCUCCAGUAGCGCGUCUGGCUGGGCGCUACUGUUGCUGGUGGCACUUUGUCCGCAGCGCGCGGCCGGCUCCGGCGUCUUCCAGCUGCAGCUGCAGGAGUUCUCCAACCAGCGCGGCGUGCUGGCCAGCGGGCUGCCCUGCGAGCCCGGCUGCCGCACCUUCUUCCGCGUCUGCCUCAAGCACUUCCAAGCCGUCGUCUCGCCGGGGCCUUGCACCUUCGGCAGCGUCUCCACACCUGUGCUGGGCACCAACUCCUUCGUGGUCGGGGACGACAGCAGCGGCGGCGGACGCAACCCUCUCCAGUUGCCUUUCAACUUCACCUGGCCGGGCACCUUCUCGCUCAUCAUCGAGGCUUGGCACGCGCCGGGAGAGGACCUGGGGCCAGAGGCCAUGCCACCAAACGCGCUCAUCAGCAAGAUCACCAUCCAGGGCUCCCUCGCGGUGGGCCAGAACUGGUUACUGGAUGAGCAGACCGACCCUCUCCCGACAAGGCUGCGCUACUCGUACCGCGUCAUCUGCAGCGACAACUACUACGGGGACAGCUGCUCACGCCUGUGCAAGAAGCGCAAUGACCACUUCGGCCACUACGUGUGCCAGCCAGAUGGCAGCCUGGCCUGUCUGCCGGGCUGGACUGGGGAGUACUGCGAACAGCCCGUCUGCCUUUCUGGCUGCCAUGAACAGAACGGCUACUGCAGCAAGCCGGGGGAGUGCACCUGCCGCCCGGGCUGGCAGGGCCGGCUGUGCACCGAAUGCAUCCCCCACCACGGCUGCAGCCACGGCACUUGCACCACCCCCUGGCAAUGCACCUGUGAGGAGGGCUGGGGCGGCCUGUUCUGUGACCAGGAUCUCAACUACUGCACCCACCACUCCCCCUGCAAGAACGGGGCCACCUGCUCCAACAGCGGGCAGCGGAGCUACACCUGCACCUGCCGCCCCGGCUACACCGGCGUGGACUGUGAGCUGAAGCUCAGCGAGUGUGACGGCAACCCCUGUCGCAACGGAGGCAGCUGCAAGGACCAGGAGGACGGCUACCGCUGCGUGUGCCCCCCGGGCUACUUCGGCGCGCACUGUGAGACCAGCAGCUUGAGCUGCGCCAACUCCCCGUGCUUCAACGGGGGCUCCUGCCGGGAGCGCAGCCAGGGCACCAGCUACGCCUGCGAGUGCCCUCCCGACUUCACGGGCUCCAACUGCGAGAAGAAAGUGGACAGGUGUACCAGCAACCCGUGUGCCAACGGGGGCCAGUGCCUGAACCGAGACCCCGCCCGCCUGUGCCGCUGCCGCCCCGGGUUCACGGGCACCCACUGCGAGCUCCGCAUCAGCGACUGCGCCCGCAGCCCCUGUGCCCACGGCGGCACCUGCCAGGACCUGAAGAAUGGGCUGGUGUGUGCGUGCCCCGCCGGCUUCUCCGGCCGGCUGUGCGAGGUGCGCCCGCCCGGCGCCCACGCCUGCGCCUCGGGACCCUGCCUCAACGGGGCCACCUGCUACCCCGGCCGCACCCCCGACAGCUUCGUCUGCAACUGUGCCUACGGCUUCGCGGGCGGCCGCUGCGAGUUCCCUGUGAGCGUGCCACCCAGCUUCCCCUGGGUGGCCGUCUCCCUGGGCGCGGGGCUGGUGCUGGUGCUGGUGCUGCUGGGCAUGGUGGCGGUGGCCGCGCGGCAGCUGCGCCGGCGGCCGGACGGCGGAGGCAGGGAGGCCAUGAACAACGUGUCGGACUUCCAGAAGGACAACCUGAUCCCCGCCGCCCAGCUCAAGAACACCAACCAGAAGAAGGAGCUGGAAGUGGACUGUGGCCUGGACAAGUCCAACUGUGGCAAACAGCAGAACCACACGUUGGACUGCAAUCUGGCCCCAGGACCCCUGGGGCGGGGGACGCUGCUGGGGAAGUAUUCCCACAGCGACAAGAGCUUAGGGGAGAAGGCGCCCCUGCGGUUACACAGUGAAAAGCCGGAGUGUCGGAUAUCAGCGAUAUGCUCCCCCAGGGACUCCAUGUAUCAGUCCGUGUGUUUGAUAUCAGAGGAGAGGAACGAAUGUGUCAUUGCCACCGAGGUAUAAGGAGAAGCCUCCCAGGACAUCCCAGCUUCGCCCAGCGGCUGGACCUUCCUUCUGCAUUGUUUACAUUGCAUCCUGGAUGGGACAUUUUUAAUAUGCAACGUGCUGCUCUCAGGAGGAAGACGGAAUGGCAUGAACUGGACAGACUGUGCACUUGCCAAGAGAUGCAGUACCUUCCGCACCGUUGGGUGUCUGUCUGGCAUCAGAUUGGCAGCCGCACAGCCAGGGGAACGGAGAGGAGGAGGGGUGCCAGCCGCGGCCCUCAGAGGGCUCCUUUGGAGUCCGGCCUGUGUUCCAGGGCGAGUGGCAGUGGUCCUGCAGGGCCUGGAGCCGCCGCUGCCUCCGCUGGCAUCUGUGUUUCCAAAAGUGCCUUUGGCUCGGGCUCCGUGGUGACAGCUGGGUCCGGAUCAGAGAGGAGAGAGGAGGCCGGUCAGGGCAGGGCCGUCCGUGGGCCAGGAAACCACCGGGUGUGGCUGUUGGCAGGGGUUGCCCUGCAGGUGAGGUGAGCACCCAAAGUGGGAGGAGCACUUUCUGCCCACGUGCCUCCAACUGCUGCGUCUGGGCCUUCUUCAGAACACCACCCAGCCCCUCCCUGGGCCAGGCCCACUGGGCACGAACGCGGGUAAGCCUGCCUGGCUUCUGCAGCCUCUGGCUUUGGGUGCCUCUGGGCUCCUGGGAGCAGACAGGUGGAGGGCCAGCCAGGGGUGCCAGGCCCAACGAGGGAGCUCAGGGCGGUGAUGCUGGAAAUGCCAGGAGGGAGAAAUCGGGCUGUCAUCACCCAGGCCCUUUCCUCCCUCAGGCCCAUUCCUAUGGCCUGGAGCCUGAGCUCUCCCCAUGCCCACUACUGCCCCUAGUGGAUCUUCAGAAAUCAAUAAUAUGAGUUUUUAUUUUGUUUGUUUUUUUUGUAGUUUAUUUUGGAGUCUAGUAUUUCGAUAAUUUAAGAACCAGAAGCACUGACAUUUCUACAUUUUAUAACAUUAUUUUGUAUAUAAUGUGUAUUUAUAAUAUGGAACAGAUGUGUAUAGGAGUUUAUUA
Pipistrellus kuhlii (Kuhl's pipistrelle) is the source of this 3712-nucleotide messenger RNA. RefSeq names its product delta like canonical Notch ligand 4 (gene DLL4). Gene Ontology annotation, molecular function: calcium ion binding. The record is from RefSeq and is a predicted model, not a curated record. The transcript has 11 exons. Gene Ontology annotation, cellular component: protein-containing complex; plasma membrane. The coding region runs from base 620 to 2680 and encodes 686 amino acids. NCBI's taxonomy places the organism in Eukaryota, Metazoa, Chordata, Mammalia, Chiroptera, Vespertilionidae. Gene Ontology annotation, biological process: multicellular organism development; establishment or maintenance of epithelial cell apical/basal polarity; cell communication.